Pseudozyma hubeiensis SY62 is the source of this 519-nucleotide messenger RNA. Its product is annotated as transcription elongation factor. The coding region runs from base 1 to 519 and encodes 172 amino acids. The transcript has 2 exons. NCBI's taxonomy places the organism in Eukaryota, Fungi, Basidiomycota, Ustilaginomycetes, Ustilaginales, Ustilaginaceae. Gene Ontology annotation, cellular component: nucleus. The record is from RefSeq and is a predicted model, not a curated record. Gene Ontology annotation, biological process: DNA-templated transcription.
AUGUCAGACAUCCGCUCGAAAAGCGCCAACUUCCUCGCGGACUCGAUUUCUGCAGCUACGGGUGGUCAAGAUGCAAGCUCAUCAGCGACGCAACUCGAGCAGGCCGUGUUUGAAAAGUUUGGCCAAUCCACCUCCAAUGAUUAUCGCAACGACGUUCGAAACAUCGGCUUGACGUUGAAGAAGGACAAUCCGCAGCUCGCGCAAGAUCUUCUACAGGGAAACGUGGCACCGAAUCAGCUCGUCAACAUGUCUCACGAGGAGAUGAAGACGGACGAACAGGCCAAGCACGAUCAGCAGCUACGCCAGCAAAACCUCGAAGCCUCGGUGGGUGUCGAUGAACUGGAUCCCGAACACGGUUCCACACAAGGCAUCUCGCGCAUGCAAGAGGACGAUAUGGAAACCUACGGCGAAGCAGGCGACUCAUCCAUGGGUGGUGGAGGCGAAGGUGAAUUCAAGGCAAGAGCUCAGCCCAAGGUGGGCGAAGCCAUGCGCGGUAUCGAGUUCGAGACCGGAAUCUAG